Molecule: messenger RNA, 2902 nt
Organism: Gossypium raimondii (Peruvian cotton)
Lineage: Eukaryota; Viridiplantae; Streptophyta; Magnoliopsida; Malvales; Malvaceae
Product: pentatricopeptide repeat-containing protein At3g23020
Exons: 1
Coding region: 139-2718 (859 amino acids)
Molecular function (GO): protein binding
Source: RefSeq, a predicted model, not a curated record
UAUCGUUUUAACAGCAAAGCAUUCAUGUUUUUACAACCAAAUCCUAAACCCAUUACCCACACAAACAUGUUAUAUAGCUUCUGGUACUAAACUUCUCGAUUCAUCACUUCAAUUUUCACGGAUUUUCCCGUUACAGAAAUGUUUGUCAAACUCCAGUUUGAUACCAGUUGCUUCAACAUUUUAUGCUCUACCAAAACUUCACUGCCCAACAUCAAUGGAGCUUCACUUUCAGUUUCACUUUCUCCUAUAGAAAAACUCGAACCCAUCACCAAAACUAAGCAUCAAAGGCUUCUCGAGACUCCCAAUGGAGGAGGAACCAAGAAAUUCAAUGGAGGUCGAAAACAGAGUCUUGAUAAUCAGGCUGAGUCAAGCAACCAGACUUUGGAGAAAAACCCGGAUAGAGAAAGGAGAGAAAAAUCGAGGGAAAGUUUCAGACUUGCGAAUAAUAGAGGAAAUUUUGGUGUGGUUAAUGGGAAAAUUUUGGUGGAUAAAAUGCACACCAAGUGUUUGACGAAACGGGUUUCUUAUGGAGGUUGUAUUCCAGCGAUUUUGGGAGCUUUGGAGAACGUUAAGGAUUUGGACGAGGCAUUAAAGCCAUGGGCUGAAAAGUUAAGUAACAAGGAAAGGAGUAUAAUUUUGAAGGAACAACCAAAUUGGGACAGGGCUUUAGAGAUUUUUGAGUGGUUUAAGAGAAAACGAUGUUAUGAGUUGAAUGUAAUUCAUUAUAACAUUAUGUUUAGAAUUCUUGGUAAAGCUCAUAAAUGGGGUUAUGUUGAGAAGUUAUGGAAUGAGAUGAGCUUUAGAGGGGUUGAGCCUAUUAAUUCUACUUAUGGUACUCUGAUUGAUGUUUACAGUAAAGGUGGGAUGAAGCAACAAGCUCUUUGUUGGCUUGGGAGGAUGAAUAAGCAAGGAAUAGAGCCUGAUGAGGUAACUAUGGGGAUCGUCGUGCAGUUGUAUAAGAAAGCCGGCGAGUUUCAAAAAGCUGAAGAGUUUUUCAAGAAGUGGUCAUUGAAUGGAUCUUUGAGGCAUGAAGGAAGUGAAACAUCCAGUGCAGUGGGAAGUGAUUCACAUUUAAGCUCGUAUACAUAUAAUACCUUGAUAGAUACAUAUGGCAAGGCAGGGCAGAUUCGAGAGGCUUCUGAAACAUUCGAAAUCAUGCUUAGAGAAGGGAUUGUUCCAACUACUGUUACUUUUAAUACUAUGAUUCACAUUUGUGGUAACCAUGGACAGUUGGAAGAAGUGGCUUCACUGAUGAAGAUGAUGGAGGAGGUUCGGUGCCUACCCGACACGAGAACAUACAAUAUUCUCAUAUCCCUUCAUGCUAAGUAUGAUGAUAUAAAGAUGGCAGCAGGUUACUUUGCAAAGAUGAAGGAGGCCUGCCUUGAACCAGAUCUUGUUAGUUACCGCACCCUCUUGUAUGCAUACUCGAUAAGGCAAAUGGUUAGUGAAGCAGAAGAGCUCAUACACGAAAUGGAUGAAAGACAUCUUGAAAUUGAUGAAUAUACACAAUCUGCUCUUACCAGAAUGUACAUAGAAGCUGGGAUGCUCGAGAAGUCAUGGUUAUGGUUUAGGAGGUUUCACCUUGCAGGGAAUAUGAGUUCAGAGGGCUACUCUGCCAACAUUGAUGCCUUUGGGGAGAGGGGACAUGUUUCCGAAGCUGAAAAUAUUUUCUUGUGUUGCCAAGAAAUGAAGAGGCUUACUGUCCUCGAGUUUAAUGUAAUGAUUAAAGCUUACGGAAUAGGGAAGAGUUACGAUAAAGCAUGCUGGCUAUUUGAUAGCAUGCAGAGUCAUGGUGUAGUUCCGGAUAAAUGCAGUUAUAGUUCUCUCAUACAGAUUUUGACGAGUGCGGACUUACCACACGUGGCAAAAGGCUACUUGAAGAAGAUGCAAGAAACUGGACUUGUAAGUGAUUGCAUCCCAUAUUGUGCUGUGAUAUCAAGUUUUUUGAAACUGGGAGGAUUGGGAAUGGCUGAAGGAGUAUACAAUGAGAUGAUUCAGUCUAAGGUGGAGCCUGAUGUUGUUGUCUAUGGCGUAUUGAUAAAUGCUUUUGCUGAUAUUGGGAGUGUUAAAGAAGCUAUGAGGUACGUUAAUGAAAUGAAAAGUGCUGGAUUGCCUGGAAAUGCUGUUAUUUACAACUCAUUGAUUAAGCUUUAUACGAAAGUUGGUUAUUUAAAAGAAGCACAGGAAGUUUACAUGCUUCUCCAGUCGUCAGGCUUCUGCCCUGAUGUGUAUUCGUCAAAUUGUAUGAUCGAUCUCUACAGCGAGCGUUCUAUGGUUACUCAAGCUGAAGCAAUUUUCGAUAACUUGAAGCAAAACGGAGAUGCUAACGAAUUUACAUAUGCAAUGAUGCUGUGUAUGCAUAAAAGAAAUGGGAGGUUUGAAGAAGCCACUCAUAUAGCUAGACAGAUGAGAGAACUGGGACUUCUAACUGAUUUGUUGAGUUACAACAACGUGCUUGGAUUGUACGCCAUGGAUGGGAGAUUCAGGGAAGCAGUUAGACUUUUUAAAGAAAUGGUGAAUGCUUGUAUUCAACCUGACGAUGGUACAUUCAAAUCACUAGGAUCCAUUCUCGUGAAAUGCGGAGUUCCAAAGAGUGCUGUUAACAGGCUGCAAGUUUCAAGGAAGAGGGAUGCUCAGAGUGGUUUGCAAGCAUGGAUGGCCAUCCUCUCCUCAGUGGUUGGAAUGGAUGAAGAUGAAGAUGAUGAUGACUAUGCUUAGAUUAUCUCGAUCAGUGUAUAGCCUAGAGAUGGUCUCAUAGACCACUUCAACCAAAGGCCUCACAACUGUAUAGCUGGUAGUCCGUGGCAAGUUAUGUUAUAUUACUUGAACUAAUUAAGCUGCAUAAUUAUGUAAAUCAAGUUGUGUUUUUUUUCAUAUGAAUGCAAGAUUUGAUGAAAUGUCA